Messenger RNA from Trichogramma pretiosum, 1214 nucleotides. RefSeq names its product probable methyltransferase-like protein 15 homolog. Lineage: Eukaryota; Metazoa; Arthropoda; Insecta; Hymenoptera; Trichogrammatidae. Bases 59 to 1126 code for a protein of 355 amino acids. The record is from RefSeq and is a predicted model, not a curated record. The transcript has a single exon. Gene Ontology annotation, biological process: rRNA base methylation. Gene Ontology annotation, molecular function: rRNA (cytosine-N4-)-methyltransferase activity.
AUCCCAAACUGAGAAAAAAUAAUUUUCUACAUAUUGUUUAUUAAAUUAUUUAUUCAAAAUGAAUAAUUUUAAAGUAGCACGAUUGUUAAAUGCUUCAUGCAGAUUUUAUUGUACAGAAAUUCAAAAGGUAAAACCUCCUCACAUACCAGUUAUGGCAAAUGAAACACUUAAAUACUUGAAACCAUCUCCAGGUGAUACCAUAAUUGAUAUGACAUUUGGUGCAGGAGGUCAUACAAAAAAAAUUUUAGAAGCAGUACCUGAUGUAAAAAUAUUUGCACUUGACAGAGAUAUAACAGCCAUAAAAUAUGCUGAAGAAUUAGCAAGUCAAUAUCCUGGUCAAAUCAUACCACUACAAGGAAAAUUCUCUGAUUUACCUCAGUUAUUAAAACCUCACAAAAUAAAAAAAAAUAGUAUUGAUGGUAUGUUAUUUGAUUUUGGAGUUUCAUCAAUGCAAUUUGAUACACCUUCAAGAGGGUUUAUGCUUUCCAAAGAUGGACCUCUUGACAUGAGGAUGGAUACAUUAUCAGAUGAACCAACAGCUGCAGAUGUACUUGAAAGAGCAGAUGAAAGAGACUUGUAUCAUAUAUUAAAAUAUUAUGGAGAAGAAAAAAGAGCUAGGAAAAUUGCCAGAGCUAUCGUGGAAGCAAGGUAUAGUUUUAGAAGCUUAAAAACGACUCAUGAAUUAGCAAAAUUCAUAGAUGCCUUAUAUCCAAGUGAAGGUUCUCAUGAUGCAUUAGGUCGAUUUCAGCAUAGUGCAACAAAAACUUUUCAAGCUUUAAGAAUUUUUGUAAAUAAUGAAUUAAAUGAAAUAAAUCAUGGCAUUGUCAUUGCUGACAAAUUGCUUAAGAUUAAUGGCAGAUUGGUGACUAUAUCUUUUCACUCUUUGGAAGACACUAUUGUGAAAAGACAUCUUUCUGGUAAUUUAACUGGCACCGUAGCUAAUCAGUUACCUCUAAGAUAUAGCAAUCAUGGAAUUGUUUUUGAAAGCAAAGAAGUUGUUGAAAAUCUAACUCAGUCGCCUUGGCUAAUGCUUCAUAAACAUGUUUUACUUCCCACUGAUGAAGAAGUUUAUGAAAACCCUAGAUGUAGGUCUGCGAAAAUGCGUGCUUUAGUGAAAAUUAAAUAAUAUUUUAACAAAUGGCAAAGUGCUUGAUGUAAUCUUGUAGAAACAUUGAUCAUUGUAAAUAAAUGAUGAAACUAUAAUCAACAGAACA